UGAAAAGUAUCAACAUUCAGAUGUUGAUUGAUGACUGACUUCAUAAAUUCAAAUUAAUCACACAUAAAAAAACAAGAGUCGUCGAGACUAACAGCAAUAAUUGCAAUAAUUCCGGUCAGUUUAAUUUCCUCAUUGGAAACCUAGGUCGAUUCCUCCCUUUUCUACUUCGUCAUUGGGGCUUGGUCACUUUGAGUACCUCGUUUCUGCACCGGCUUCAAAUCUACUCCAUAUAUACUCCCGCCAAGACACGGGGAUGAGCGGGACAAAAACGGAGAUGAAGGUCUCCCCAGAGAGGGCACAGGCCCUCGCUAGCCAGCUCCGUGCCGUCACUGAGCGCCUCCAGUCCGCAGCCAAGGGCCGACCUGUCAGGCUCGUGGCCGUGUCCAAGUUGAAGCCAGCAAACGACAUAUUGGCCCUGCACAGCGCACCCGUCGGCCACACGCACUUUGGCGAAAACUACGCGCAGGAGCUGUCGCAAAAGGCACAGGUGCUCCCGCGGUCCAUCCAGUGGCACUUUAUCGGCGGGCUGCAGUCGACGCACUGCAAGAGCAUCGCCAAGAUCCCGAACCUGUGGUGCGUGUCGAGCGUCGACACGCUGAAAAAGGCCCAACUGCUCGACCGCGCCCGCGGCCAGGCCGGGGAGCCGCCACUCAACAUCCACGUCCAGGUCAACACGUCCGGAGAGGAGUCAAAGUCCGGCUGUGCGCCGGGCGAGGAGACGAUCGCCCUGUGCCGGGCCGUCGCCUCAGACGAGUGCCCCAACCUCCGCUUGCUGGGGCUUAUGACCAUUGGCGCCAUCGCGAGGUCCCGUGCCACCACGCCCGAGACGGAGAAUGAGGACUUCGUGUGCCUGAGGGAGCAACGCGACUUGGUGGCCAAGGAGCUGGCGUUGGAGGGAGAGUUGGAGUUGAGCAUGGGCAUGAGCGACGAUUUUGAGGGCGCAAUCUCGAUGGGAAGCCACGAGGUCCGCAUAGGCAGCACCAUUUUUGGCGAAAGGCCCGCAAAGGUGGAUGCAAAAAUCGUCGAGUAAUUUUUGGCUUCUUUAGCCAGGAUGGGCAGCAAGUGGUGGUGUGGCCCUUGAAGCAUGCCCACCAGCCUGGACAGGCAAGGCCCGAUUGUUAGACAGAUAACGUUAAUAUAGUGUAAGAUCCUGCAAGGAAUCUGCUAACGUUAAAAUCAUAUUUAUAAGCCUAUGUAGCACGUCUCAUGUCAUGGAAAUAGCAAGCACAGAUUGUCACUAUUCAACCCAUCGUAAAUCGAAUACUUGUGCCAUGUC
Molecule: messenger RNA, 1276 nt
Organism: Pyricularia oryzae 70-15
Lineage: Eukaryota; Fungi; Ascomycota; Sordariomycetes; Magnaporthales; Pyriculariaceae
Product: YggS family pyridoxal phosphate enzyme
Exons: 2
Coding region: 254-1030 (258 amino acids)
Cellular component (GO): intracellular anatomical structure
Molecular function (GO): pyridoxal phosphate binding
Source: RefSeq, a predicted model, not a curated record